AGUCACAUAUGAGACUUUAUUCUCCCAAUCUUCAUUUCUCCAUCAUGGUGGCUUGUUUUGAGGUAAAAAAUUGUAAAGGUCCAGAAGUUUGAGCUUUCGUUCCAUUUUGGGAAUUUUCUUUUGAUGCCUCUUUUUCAUCAGGAUCUAUACUUCAGUAUUAUUCACAUCAUUAUAAACUGCCUUUGGUGUUUCUAACCCUCCUUGACUGCCCAUAGGCAUGAAUUUGAAAAGGAAGCUGUAAUAAUUGAACUCACUAAAGAAAAAUCAAUACAAAUCUUAAUUUUCCUCAACCGGUCGGUCGCUUUGCUCCCUGUGUCUCUGCCAGCCCCCUGAUCUCCCCUCACUUCAAGGCUGAGUUUGCCAUCCGCCACAAGACACAGGCUGGGUUUCAUAGAGAGACUUUUCUCCCUUGUCUUUUGACCGCCCUGCCAUUUCUGACAGGAUUUUCCUCAUUUUUGAGGCCUCCUCCUGGGAAUCCCUAGAGACCCUUCAGAGAAGCUGCUCUUCAGGAAAGGGAUUUUUGAGUCUCCACAGAGAUUUUCUCAAUCUUCACAAGAUCACAGACGGUUCUUAAGAGGUUAAAAAGAGGGAAAAUCUAGAAACUGACGCCUGCUGGAGAGGCCACUUCCUUUCUAGAUAGGCAACGUUAGAGGGAAGGUUUCCUUCAAGUUUAAUGCCCAUCAUCCCAGACCCGCAUGGAACAUGACGUCCUGCGCCUUUGUAGGGUCUUCAUGCAAUGCUCACAGGAUCCUCCAGGGGGUUCCCUGGAAAACCGGUGCAGCUCCCCCCCUUACAGGAGAACUGAGCAUGCGCGGGCUGCAUGCUUCCCGAGGCAUUUUCCAGCAGCGAUUUGAAAGCUUCUCCGCUUUUUCUACGGUUUCCGAUUCUGCUCCCCGCCCUCCCUCCCUCGCUGUGAGCCUUUCUAGCGAAGGGAAGAGGCUGCAGGGAAUUCUUGCACCGUCCGAGACCCAGACGCAAUUAAGCUGGAAUUUUUUUCUGGUUCUUCUGGAAUCUUAAGUAUCUUGUCUGGGAAGAGAGCUGAAUGGCCUUGGAAAAUUUGGCCAGACCUCUUGCGAACAGAAAGACCUGUGGAGAUCCAUGGGUCCAUUUUGGAGCUUUAUUAGAGACCAGAGAGAAGAUGGAGGGACAACACCCAGCAGAUGCAGAAGUUAGAAAAGUCCCUCCAGCUGCUCAGCCUUGGAGCUGUGGGAAGAAUGGGGCAAGUCCUGGGCAGAAGAGCCACGAAGAGGCAUCCAACAGUUCAGAGGCCCAAUGCUGUCACUUCACAAAAGUGCAGUUUCAGGAGGGAGCCGUCCCCGAGAUGUUUGCACUCAGCUUCACUACCUUUGUCGUCAGUGGCUGCAACCAGAAAAACACACCAAGGCUCAGAUGCUGGACCUGGUGCUCCUGGAACAAUUCCUGGCUGUCCUUCCCCCAGAGGUGGCAAGAUGGGUGCAGGAGUGUGGAGCAGAGACCAGUUCCCAGGCGGUGUCCCUGGCUGAAGGCUUCUUGCUGACUCAGGAGGAGGAAAACAUGCAGGAAGAGUUGCAGAAAUACGUGGAAACUAUGACUGAGUAUUCUAACGAGGGGAAAGAUUCAUUCAAAGCUUCUCAAGAGCUGCUCUUCAUGGAGAAUUUACAGAAAGAUCAAAAUCAAGAUGCUAUGCAAGAGAGUAGACAGCUGUCCUUGGACUUUUUAGAAUCACCUCUUUGUGCUGGAGCUGAAGGAUUAGCUGAACCACCACUUCAGAUAAGGAGAAGAAACAUGGAAAAGGAUGUUGUUUCUUUUGAGGAAGUGGCCAUGUAUUUCUCGGAGGAAGAGUGGUCUCAACUGGAUGCUGAUCAAAGAGAGCUCUACAGAGAAGUCAUGCUGGAGAAUUCCAGGAAUCUCCUUUUUCUGGGCUUUAAUGGGCAAGAAAAUAAGAAUUGCAAGGAGGAAAGCCAAGCGAUCCAUUUGAAAGAGUGGAAAAGGAAAUUUGUAGAUCAGACGCAACCAAAAAGGGAUGAAACACAUCAAUCACAAAGUGGAAUUAAAAAAAGUCUUCCUCAGGUCAGCUGGCUUCUUAACCAUACAGUGAUCGAUAAGGAGGAAGUACCAUAUAAAUUCAUGGAGUGUGGAAAGAGGUUCAAUAAAUCCAAUAAUCUCAUUUCUCAUAAAAAGACACAUUCAGAAGAGAAACGAUUUACCUGCAUGGAGUGUGGAAAGACCUUCUCUUAUAAUCACUAUUUUAUAAGACAUCAAAGGAUCCACACAGGAGAACGACCUUAUAAAUGCAUGGAGUGUGGAAAGACAUUUACUCGUAAUACUCAUCUUAAUACCCACAAGCUGAUCCACACAGGAGAGAGGCCAUAUCAAUGCAUGGAGUGUGGAAAGACAUUUACUCGUAACACUCAUCUUAAUAUCCACAAGCAGAUCCACACAGGAGAGAAACUGUAUCAAUGCAGGGAAUGUGAUGAGACCUUCUGUUAUUAUGAGGCUCUUAGAAGACAUGUAUGGAUCCACACAGGAGAAAGACCUUAUAAAUGCAUGGAGUGUGGAAAAACCUUUACUUGUAGCAGUAGUCUGAAAUCCCACAAUUUGAUCCAUACAGGAGAGAAGCCAUAUCAUUGCAUGGAGUGUGGAAAGGGUUUUAGGAAGAGUGGUAAUCUUAAUACCCACAAGAGGAUCCACACAGGAGAGAAACCGUAUCAAUGCAUGGAGUGUGGAGAGACCUUCUGUUAUCAUUAUUCUUUUAAAACCCAUAAAAGGAAUCACAGGAGAAACACCUUAUAAAUGAAUGGAGUGUGAAAAGACCUUUACUUAUAGCAGUAGUCUUAAUUCCCAGAAGAGGAUCCAUACAGGGCAGAAACCAUAUCAAUAAAAGAAGUGUGGGUAGAACUCCCAAGAGAAAUCCAGGUAGUCCCCACGUAAUGACUGCAAUUGAGCCCAAAAUUUUUGUUGCUAAGCGAGAGACUUACUGUGUUUUGCCCCAUAUUACAAGUUUUCUUGCCACAUUUGUUAACUGAAUCACUGUAAUUGUUAAGUUAGUAACACUGUUGUGAAAUGAAUCUGGCUUCCCCAUUGGUUUUGCUUGUCAGAAGCUCACAAAAGAUGAUCACAUGAUCCAGGAAUUCUGCAGCUGUCAUGAAUCAGUUGCCAUGCAUCUGAGAUUGGGUCAGGUGACCAUCGGGAUGUUGUUCAUAAGUGCGAAUAAAGUUCAGAAAUCAUGUU
Molecule: messenger RNA, 3210 nt
Organism: Pantherophis guttatus
Lineage: Eukaryota; Metazoa; Chordata; Lepidosauria; Squamata; Colubridae
Source: RefSeq, a predicted model, not a curated record